Drosophila hydei is the source of this 3694-nucleotide messenger RNA. It is a transcript of the gene Mmp2, whose product is annotated as matrix metalloproteinase-2. The record is from RefSeq and is a predicted model, not a curated record. Gene Ontology annotation, molecular function: metalloendopeptidase activity; zinc ion binding. Bases 749 to 2971 code for a protein of 740 amino acids. Gene Ontology annotation, cellular component: extracellular matrix. The transcript is spliced from 8 exons. NCBI's taxonomy places the organism in Eukaryota, Metazoa, Arthropoda, Insecta, Diptera, Drosophilidae. Gene Ontology annotation, biological process: proteolysis; extracellular matrix organization; collagen catabolic process.
CGUGCGUGGGAUUACUGCAACAAAUGCUGCAGCAGCAGAAUCAACUCCUUUGUAUACGUAUCGCGUGCUAAUUAAUUGUGUCGUUGCAUCUACAAAAGCAAACAAAAGCAAUAGCCAAACAUCAGCUAAUGUGCGUUUAAUCGUGUGUCGGUGUUGGAGUCGGUGUCGUGUGUAUUUCGAAAUUUCGAAAUUUAAAUUAAAUUUAUUACGAAAACGUCUGUUGUGACAUCAUUAGUGAAAAAAGAGAGCAAAGCCAAAGCCGGAGACCGAAGUAGUUGCCGCAACAAAAACACAAACAAAAAAAAACGAAAAAAAGGAACGGUAAAAGAACUACACACCCGCGGCCUCGCUGCUUCAGCUGCUGCUGCCGGCUGUUCGGUACUGCGCAUGUGUAUAUUAAGAGCAACCACAGCAACAUAGGAACAACGACAACAACUACACGAAGUAGCAUUUAAAGUAAAAGUGAAAAGUUCAAGCAGUAACGGUACAAAUCUAAUUUGUUAUUGCUAGCACAAAAAGUUCUAUGCAGCUCGCAGGGACUGCAGCAACGGCAGCGAAAAGUGGAGUAGCAAUAUAAAAAAAGGGCAAGUGUUUUGAGAGUGUUGCCGACUUCAAGAUAUAACAUACAAAUACUAUUCCAAGUGUUGCCGACUUCAAGUUACAAAUACUUACAUAUUAGCAUAUGUAAGGAAAGUUGUUGCUUACAACCUGCCAGCGUUUCUCUGUUUGCAUUUAGAGGAGCACAAAAAUGAGUUACACAUGUGGAUGCCUGUCGUUGCUCAUUGUUGUUGCUGUCAAUUUGUUGUUGCAAGCUGCAGAAGCCAAUAUUCAUCAGCUGCAGAUGCAUUACAGCCACAACCAUCAACAGAACAACAACAACAACAAUAAUAAUAAUAAUCAUAAGUAUGAAGAGCAAGGGGAGCUGCAGCAGCUGCGGAGCAACGAAAGAAGCAGCGUCUCUGAGGAUAUGAUGUACAAUUACCUCAUGCAGUUUGAUUAUCUGCCCAAGUCGGAUCUGGAAACGGGAGCUCUGCGCACCGAGGAGCAGCUGAUAGACGCAAUAAGUAAACUCCAGGAAUUUGGCAACAUUCCAGUUACGGGCAAAAUCGACUCGGCUACGGCCAAGCUAAUACAACUGCCCCGCUGCGGCGUGGGUGACAAUAAGCAUGCGUAUAAUUUCUCACCGGAUAAUCUGGAUCAUGGCCCGCGUAAGCGUCGCUAUGUGCUGCAGGGCGCAAAGUGGGAUAAAACGGAUCUAACAUGGAGUUUGGUGAAUCAAUCGAUGGCGGAUGCGGACAAAAUUCGGACGAUGGUGUCUCGAGCUCUGCGCGUGUGGGAGACCAAUUCGAAGCUGACAUUCCGUGAAGUGUACAGCGAUCAGGCGGAUAUACAGGUUCUCUUUGCACGGCGCGAUCAUGGCGAUGGGUAUAAAUUCGACGGACCCGGCCAGGUGCUAGCUCAUGCCUUCUAUCCGGGCGUCGGGCGCGGUGGCGAUGCACAUUUCGAUGCCGAGGAAACCUGGGAGUUCGAUGCCAGCAAUGAUGAUAGUCGUGGCACCAACUUUCUGAAUGUGGCGCUGCAUGAACUGGGCCACUCGCUGGGGCUGGGCCACUCCUCGGACUCGAAUGCGGUCAUGUUUCCCUGGUAUCAGAACAAUGAGGUCGAUGGCAAAUUGCCCGACGAUGAUCGCAUCGGCAUACAAGAGCUGUACGGGGCCAAAGAAAAGGUUUGGGGUCCCUAUCGACCGGUAACCACAACGAGCACCACAACCACAACUACAAUGCGUACGCUUACCUAUUAUCCGCAGCAACGACCCACAUAUCCCAAUCAUUAUCCGAACUAUUACCCCAACUAUUAUCCACGAGAGCGAGAUCGUGAACGUGAGCGUGAACAAGAGCGUGAGCGUGAGCGUGAGCGAGAGCGAGAGCGAGAGCGUGAACGAGAGCGUGAACGAGAGCGCGAGCGACAACGUAAACGACAGCAUGAAGAACGAGAAAGAGAACGCGAGCGAGAGCGAGAAAGACAGCGAGAUCGCGAAAGGGAGCGCGAGCGUAAUCGAGAACCCCUAACAACAACGUCAACAACGAGAGCGCCAACAACAAGGAGCACGACAGCAGCAACAAGAAGAACACCAGCCACUCAUCCCACGCACAGGCCCUACAACUACCCCACAGUGCAUAGACACAAUAAGCCACAUAAGCCACGGAAACCCAAGCCAGACAAUUGCAUGACCUCAUACGAUGCCAUCUCCAUGAUACGCAGAGAGUUGUUUAUCUUCAGAGGACAGUUCCUGUGGCGCAUCGGUGCCAAGGGCUUAUAUAAUGGCUAUCCAACGGAAACGCGUCGCCAUUGGGCCGCACUGCCCGAGGACUUUAACAAGGUGGAUGCCGUCUAUGAGAAUCAACAGCGUCAAAUUGUCUUCUUUAUAGGUCGGCAGUAUUACGUCUUCGAUUCAGUCACCUUGGCGCCGGGCUACCCACAGCCUUUGACCAGCCUGGGUCUGCCACCCACUCUCACGCAUGUGGAUGCCGCCUUUGUAUGGGGCUACAAUAAUAGGACGUAUUUAACGAGUGGAACGUUGUACUGGCGCAUAGACGACAACACGGGCAAGGUGGAGCUGGACUAUCCCCGGGACAUGUCCUUCUGGGCGGGCGUGGGCUACAAUAUAGAUGCAGCCUUCCAGUAUACGAAUGGGAAGACCUAUUUCUUCAAGAACUUGGGCUACUGGGAGUUCAACGAUGCUCUCAUAAAGGUGGCCCACGCUCGCCCCAAGCUCUCUUCCCGCAGAUGGAUGCAGUGUGCGCGCAGCGUCAACGAUGUGGAUGAGGAACAGCGCUGGACGGCUCCCCUGGUAUCCGGCAGCAAUGACACCACGGAUGGCAGCGCCGCCUCGACUAGCUUAAGCCAACAGGAUCAUAGUCUAAUUGUCAUCCUUCUGGUGGCAUUCACAUACUUAGCCUGGCGUAGUUAAGAUUGCCACAGCAUUCAUCUUUUAAAAGCGUGGCAUAGCUGUAGGCCUAGUUUUAAGGCAUCGACCAUAAGCAACCGGGUACUCGAGCAUUGGUCUAUGUACAUACAUAGAUAUAGAUAGAACUUAUAUAGAGACGUGUAUAACGGCUCUACUGUCAGACAGUAGAUCGCUCCAAAACGAUAAUACACACAGCGGCCUUACGCAUCCAUGUGCGAGUGUUUAUUUUAGCAAUCCAAAAUACUUGACACUUGCUGUUGAAGAACAAGACAGAAAACUAAAUAAACUAAAUAAACUAAAAUAUAUCUAUAACUUGCCAGACGCCAAUUUCCGAAUUGCUUUCUUCUUUCGCAUCUUUUUUAUAAAGUUUACAACUUUUAUAAAUAUAUGAUAACUGAUAGAAAUCUAGUUUUAUGCGCAGUGAAUCCGAUAAAGAAUGUCUCGAAUUUUCUCACGCCACACUGCCUUGUAUAAUUAAGUACAGUAUUCCCCUCUAUGAACGAACAGAUUGGCCCGACUCUUAGUAGCUAUGAGCUGCCCGCAUUUGUUUUGUAUUUUUUUAAAUUGACUAUAAAACAAACGAAAAACCCUUCUAAUUAUUUAUAUUUAAAUAAUGUGAUAUUAUCAUAAAAUUUGAUAUGUGUGCGAUUCAAGAAUGAACCAAAAUAACAUACACUCAAGAUCAGAAACCAUUUAUACAACAAUUCGAGUUAGACAUAUAUAUUU